UAUUUGCAGCUGUCGAUUUUAUUUAUAUUAUGACGAACACCGACACAGAAACUGCUGGCUCAAGCCGUGCCACCGGCGGCGCCUCUACGUCAUCCACAGCCAAAGUGGAAAUCACGGAAAAAGUGCGCGUUCUUUGUCUGCACGGAUAUCGGCAAGAUGCUGAUUCAUUUAAAAACAAAUUGGGCUCAUUUCGCAAGUUUGCCGGUAAAUAUGCCGACUUUGUGUUCAUCUCAGCGCCUCACGUAGCGGCGCCUCUGGAACCGAAUGCGGAGACCGUGGAGCAGCAGCGCAGUUGGUGGGCCAACAAGGAUGAUGGCACAUUUAAGGGCACCAACAAGGGCGGACCUGCCUACGGUUUCCAGGACAGCUUGCGUGCCGUUGAAGAGGCUUGGAAAACUCAAGGACCAUUCCAAGGACUCUUGGGCUUCUCACAAGGCGCCUGCUUUGUGGGCCUAAUAUGCGGUCUGGCCAAGAAGAAGUUGACCUCAAUUCGUCCGGAGUUUGCAGUACUCAGCUCCGGAUUUAUAUCCGGCAGUUUGGUUCAUAUGAGCGCCUAUGAGGAACGCAUAACGAUUCCAACUCUGCAUGUUUACGGCUUGACGGACGAGAUUAUUCCCAAGGAUAUGAGCGAAUCUCUGGCGGCACACUUUAAGAAUGUUGAGGUGCUUGAACACAAUGGUGGUCAUUAUUUUCCGGCCACGGCCCAGCAGAAGCAAACGUACAUCAACUUUUUCCAAGAUCGCCUGCAGGAGUAUCUAGAGCAUUUGGAGCUGCAGCAGAGCAGCAAUGCAUCGUUUAUCGAUAGCGCCGAGGAGGAGGAGGCAGAGGCAGAGGAGGACGAUGGCGGUGUGACGGAUGCCAAUGAUGCUGAAGUGGCUGCAGUGACGGCAGCGGCGGGUUCAGGCAUGGAUGAUAGUGAUUAAUUCAUCGGGUUGUUCGUUUUCGGUUUUUAAUAAUAAUUAAAUCUUAUUAUUACAAUAA
Drosophila innubila is the source of this 981-nucleotide messenger RNA. Its product is annotated as esterase GA18864. The coding region runs from base 30 to 923 and encodes 297 amino acids. Lineage: Eukaryota; Metazoa; Arthropoda; Insecta; Diptera; Drosophilidae. Gene Ontology annotation, cellular component: nucleus; cytoplasm. The record is from RefSeq and is a predicted model, not a curated record. The transcript has 3 exons. Gene Ontology annotation, biological process: response to retinoic acid.